GUCAGUAUUUACAUUAACUUUGAUCUGCUUUGAUCGCGCGCUACCGCGUCUCGACGCUUUUGUGUCAUGAUUUUGAAACAAACAAAAACAUCAACGCCAACGGUCGAACGGUCCGCGAUUCCGGAAUCUAUAAUAUUAUCAAGGAAAUUUACAGUUUUUCCAAAUUUUCUUAAAAGAUGCCUGUCGAAACAGCUAGUUUAGCUAACGUUUAUGCGUUCCUCCGCGACACGUACGAAUCUAUUGAUUUCCAACUUGCUCCUGCUCCGACGUACAUCCAAUCUGUGGCGGAUGUCGUCGAUGGAAAGAUUGUCUUCAUUUACAAGCAGGACGAGAUCCGAAGCGGUGCCAUGCUGACCGAUGGGAAUCACCUGAGUCCAAAAUUGAGUGAGAGUGUGCAGCAGAACCGGCUGGACCUGACCGGGUCACCGCUGAAGGAUGAGGUAAAACUGGAGAGUCUGGAUAUGUCCGUUGAUCAGGCAGUGGUGCUGAGUCUGGCGAAUCCGUGGCUUGAGAAGGAGGAAUGCUUUGGACCGGUAACUGUGGAAAAGGGACGUUCCAUACUGCAGGAAGUGCUUGGAAAGCAGAUGGUAGGAUGUGGCCAGUUGUGGGCGUUGUGCGAUGGGAAUGACAUGGAUCGAACUUUGCUGAUGCAAAUUGAGCUAAAUGGUGAGAAGAAGUUCGUCCGAGGAGCGGUCAAACUUCUGGGAUAUUUUCCCGAGAGCCAGCUGACGAUGGUCCGGCUACAAAGGGUCCAUGAGGCCAAAGCUGCCGGAUUUUCAAAGGAGCUGGAAACGAGCAUCGAAUUAUGGUACAAAAUCCAGUCGCAUAUAAGCAUCAAACUCCGGUGGAUAACCCACUCACAGAACCCUUCGUUUUGCAUCAACCAGAAGGCGGACAUUGUCCUGCGGCAGUCGAUUGUGGUAGACGAGACCCAAUCGGUGGCGGAAUAUUUCUGGAGUCAGUUGCACUUCCUCGAGACGAUCAAGGACCGGAUACUGCAGAUACGGAGCGAGGGUCGGCCCAAUGCGGACGAUGAAAGCUAUGUCGGAUCGUUGGAUAUUAGCGUGAUAAAGGAAAAGACCCACAAGAUUCUGACUGAAUUCUGCGUGGUUGAGUCAACUGAUUAUAAACUGGGUCAAAUUGAUUCCAUUGUGGAACGGGUUAAAACCAGAACGGCGGUGGACGUUACCGAUCGGCUUUGGAGUGUGCUUAAAUAUUGCUCUUGUUACGACGAUUUGAAGGACGUUUUGACUUUCAUCUUCAAAAUAGCAUCCAGAAGUAAUUUAGCAAAUAUCCCAAGCAACAACAAUCGCCUGGCUCAGUUGAUCAAAUCCAUCGCCCAAGGCCGACUGGCUAUACCGAUUUUGACUGGUGCGGAACCGUUUGAGCUUCUGCUGGAAAUCGGUCUCGAAAAAAUCUUCAAAGACUAUCAAAUCAUUUUCCACGAGAGCAAAAUUUGCAACCUAGAUCUCGACCGGGUCGGUCGAAAUACAGGCGGGUCCGAUUCGAGAGAUGCGUCCCGCGCGUCCAGCGUUCGAAAAUCAAUGUACGAAGCUGUUCCGGUCACUUCGUCGCAGAGCCGUAAAACGGCAAUGCUCUCUCGGGCUGGCACCAGCGAGGAACAUGACGAUGAUGGAGCUAUCCGCAACAGCUAUUUCAAUGCAGACGAGGCCAACAUGAAGAUCGGAAAGCUUGCCCAGGUGCAUUUGCUGUUGGAGCACCUUCUGUCGAUCGAAUCGCACCUCAAGCUGACCAGCAUCUAUCCGCAGGUGGCGGAGGAAUAUUUCUCGCGACCAACGGUAAGUUUCGAGGAAAUGAGAUCGAGGAAGUCGGACAAGCUGGAGAUUCCGAUUCUGAACAACACGAUUAUUGAGCUGGUGGAGAAUAGCAGUCCAUACAUCAGGAAGGUUGGGAUGACUAGCCGGAGCAAGUUCCGCACGGUGGAGAGCAUUUUCUAUCAGAGCUCGGAGCCAAUUUUGCCCACCAAUUUGUUUCCACAGCUGAAAGCCGAGGGUGGGGAAAUUAAAAAUGCCUAUUGGUGUCUGGAGUAUACCAAGAUUAGUAAUAACUGGAGUAUGUGAAUAUUUUUUUGUGUUUUUCUUAAGAUUUAAUAAUGUAGGUAUAUUUUGUAAGGAUUGAUGGCAUUAUUUCCAUGGAAAGAAAGUCUUUAAUCAUAAAAUAA
This is a messenger RNA of Armigeres subalbatus, 2182 nucleotides long. It is a transcript of the gene Zwilch, whose product is annotated as protein zwilch. The record is from RefSeq and is a predicted model, not a curated record. NCBI's taxonomy places the organism in Eukaryota, Metazoa, Arthropoda, Insecta, Diptera, Culicidae. Gene Ontology annotation, cellular component: RZZ complex. Bases 177 to 2081 code for a protein of 634 amino acids. Gene Ontology annotation, biological process: protein localization to kinetochore; mitotic spindle assembly checkpoint signaling. The transcript has 5 exons.